AUGAACAAAAACACCGGUCUGCAGUUCCUGCGGCCAUAUCUUUCCACGGACCUACCAGUCCGAGGAAAAUUUGCCUACAUCCGCUUCUACAACUCUUCAAAAUGUUUAGCAUCACCAGCAACGUCCCCUCAAAGGAGAAAGAAGAAGAGCACUGAUAACCUGCUUCGCCGUGAUGGAGUGACAACUGCCUCUGGAAAAGGCUCGUCAGGGAGUGCAGUAGAUUUUGGAAACCGAGGGCCGGUGGAGCAGCGGGUGGAAGAACUGAAGGCUGCCAAUGCUUUGGUAUACCCCAGGAUACAACGGAGUAGCACCGCAUUAACCUGCGGAGAGUUCGCGAAACGAUAUGGGAAGCUGACACCUGGGCAAGAGCGGCCGGCCGAGGGCGUGACGAUACGAGGACGUGUGCUCUCCGUUCGUAUCGUAAGCAAAGGCCUAAUCUUCCUGGAUAUUGUCCAUGACUCCUGUACAAUUCAAGCGCUUUGCAAUCUGUCUAAGCUUGAAACCUUUUCUGGCGUGCUGAGCACAAACUUCCGUAAAUUCGCCCAUCUGGUUCGCCGUGGAGAUAUUAUCUCUGUAUUUGGCCAUCCCUACGUGACAAAGACGGGUGAAUUGUCCGUCAAUGCAAUGGAACUGCCAACAAUAUUGUCGCCGUCCCUCCCUCUUCUACCUACAGUGCUCGGAGACCCAGAGACCCGUAUUCGAAAUCGUCAUGUUGACCUUUUGGUCAAUAAACACGUAGCAGAUACAAUACGUGUUCGCUCUCAUAUAAUACAAUAUAUGCGUGAUUUUCUACUCCAGGAUAACUUCCUUGAGGUGCAGACACCUAUAAUUACCGACAAGGCGAGUGGUGCUAUUGCAAGGCCUUUUACCACAGUUGCCACAGAAUUCCUCGACAAGGAAUUGGCUCUCAGGAUUGCCCCCGAGAUAUGGCUUAAGCGGCUAAUUCUAGGGGGCUUGGACCGCGUCUUCGAGAUAGGACCUGCUUUCCGGAAUGAGGGUCUCGACUCUACUCAUAAUCCCGAGUUCACCACCUGCGAGUUCUACAAGUCAUUUGCUGAUCUAGAAGAUCUCAUCUCGAUGACCGAACGACUGUUCUCAGGCUUGGCAGAGCGUGUUAAAUCACUACGCCAGGAAUCUCUGGGAGCGCUUCCUGAAUUGGAUGAGAACCUCUUUGCUGCUCCUUUCAAACGCAUCCAGUUUAUCCCCGCCGUCGAAGCAGCGCUGGGGGAACCACUCCCGCCCCUUACUGCAGACGAUGCUACUGAGCAGCUUCUGGCCCUCUUCACCAAGCACAAUAUACCACUGCCGACUUCACAGACCCUCCCCCGACUCCUCGACAAGCUCUCAUCUGUCUACAUUGAGCCUCAAUGCAACGAGCCAACGUUCAUCAUGCAUCACCCUGCUUGUAUGGCGCCCCUCGCAAAAUCAUUCGUCGACACGAAAACGAAGCAGGUGGUUUCCGCCAGGGUAGAGCUCUUUGUCCAGCACAAGGAGCUAGCCAACAUGUACGAGGAAGAGAACUCUCCCUUCGAACAAAGAGAGAAGUUCCUGCAACAGGCACAGUGGAAGGAUGACGAGAAUCGAGCCGGAGUCGACGAGAGUUAUCUGGAGGCCUUGGAAUGCGCCCUUCCACCGACCGGCGGUUGGGGAUGCGGCAUUGACAGGCUGUGUAUGUUGUUCAGCGGGGCCACCCGGAUCAGCGACGUGUUGGCGUUUGGAAGCUUGAGGAAUGUGGUCAAUCUGGGCAAUGUGGUAAAUCCGGGUAAACAAGGCGUUAAGGAGGAGGAGAAGGAUGCAACUGUCGCCGAAGGCAAAGCUGGAGGAGACGUUUAA
Molecule: messenger RNA, 1833 nt
Organism: Amorphotheca resinae ATCC 22711
Lineage: Eukaryota; Fungi; Ascomycota; Leotiomycetes; Helotiales; Amorphothecaceae
Exons: 3
Coding region: 1-1833 (610 amino acids)
Biological process (GO): mitochondrial lysyl-tRNA aminoacylation
Cellular component (GO): cytoplasm; mitochondrion
Molecular function (GO): ATP binding; tRNA binding; lysine-tRNA ligase activity
Source: RefSeq, a predicted model, not a curated record